Molecule: messenger RNA, 1041 nt
Organism: Mangifera indica (mango)
Lineage: Eukaryota; Viridiplantae; Streptophyta; Magnoliopsida; Sapindales; Anacardiaceae
Product: transcription repressor OFP13-like
Exons: 1
Coding region: 170-877 (235 amino acids)
Biological process (GO): negative regulation of DNA-templated transcription
Source: RefSeq, a predicted model, not a curated record
AUAACUCCAUUGUUGGAGAAAGGAUCACAUUUAAUAAUACAUUAAAUUUCACUUGCCCUCUAUCUUCCCCUCACUUCUCCUUUAAAUAUCUCUCCUUCUCCCUCUUCCUCAACUCUCAUCAUCUCACAUUUAUAACUGCCAAUCUCCUCUAACUAAUCCUGUAACUCUCAUGAAGAUCUCUUCUUUCUUCAAGAAUCAUCACCAAGAACCCACCAGGCUUCAAUGGCUUUCAUGCAAGCAUCCCAAGACUCUUUCUUUCCGAGCUGCCGCAGGCGACGAUAUUAUCAAGACUAUCAAUUCUGUCUUCUUUGACCCUUUGGCUAAUAACAAUGCAGGCGUUGAAACCCCUGAAGCAUGGUUCACAAACUCGUCUACAUCUGCCAGAAGCUUCUCCUCUGAUUCGGCUGAAGAGUUUGAUGGCGAGUCGUUGGAGAUGGUGGUGCGUGGGGCGAGAUCAGAACGGCUGUUCUUUGAGCCUGGUGACAGUAGUUCGAUUCUCGAAGAGGCGAAGACUGAAGGGUUUCCUUUUAAAGAGAGUGUAGUUUUGGCUAUGGAGUCUGAGGAUCCUUACGUUGACUUCAGGAGAUCAAUGGAGGAGAUGGUGGAGGCUCAUGGGUUGAAAGAUCGGGAGUUUUUGGAAGAGUUGUUGGGAUGGUAUUUAAAAGUGAAUGGCAAGAAUAACCAUGGAUUUAUAAUUGAUGCUUUUGUUGAUCUUCUUGUUGCUCUUGCUUCUAAUAAUUCUUCUGUUGUUACUCCUGCUGCUACUUCUCAUUCUUCUGCGGUUUCUUGUUUUUCUUCAUCUUCUUUAUCUGCUUUGUCUCAUGAGACUGAUAUUAGUGAGAUUAACCGAAAAGAAAAAAUGGUGGUAAUGUCUUAGCUUCAGCUUCAUGAAUUUGUGUGUAUAUUAGUAGGUUAAAAAUAGAAUAUAAUAUAUAUAUUGAAUAUUUUUGUACAUCGAGCUUUAAUUUUUCUAUAGCAUUUUGAUCUAAAGUCCAGAAAUAGGAAAUUAUAUGGCUGAAUAUCGGAGAGUUUAUGCAUAUG